AUGUUUUCUCCUCAGCAAGAUGAAAUCCUAGCUACGGUAACUUUUGGUGAAUCAGAGGGCUCAUCCAAAGGAAAAAUUACACUGUGGGGCAAGCCAGACUCUUCAGAGUCCAUUACCUUGACCACUGGAAAAAUUUCUGCAGAAGUAAAAUAUGGUUCUUUUAAUUUGAAAGUAGAAAUUAAGAAUGUUUCUUUACCUGAUUCUGGAACAAACAUUGUGGCUGAAAAAAAGAAAAGUUCUAAGAACAAAAAACGUUGUCAUGAAAGACAAUACCAGAAAAGUCAAGGUUCAAAAUGUUCAAAGUACCAGUGUCCUUCAACUUACCAUUCAGCAGAAGACAAUGGGAAAUACAGGGGAUCCUCUAAACAUAGAAUUCAAACUGCCAUCAACGGAAGUGCCUCCUUGGAAAUGAACAUUGAAGCAAAAGAAAUUCAAGUGCAAUAUACCAGUGGAAAGAAAAAUCUGAAGGUUAACAUCAAAGCUGGUGAGCAGGCACAGAGCAAAGCAUUCAACAAGGAACGUGAAGAUACGUAUUGGAGUGAAACAGAUUAUUCUGUAACAGAGGCACCAUGUAAUACAGAUUGUGAGUCAUCUUUUAGCUUUCAUGAAAAAGUAGAUUAUACAUUUCCAGAUGGAUGUACACUUCUCCCUCCACCUAAAGAAUUUGCUGACUGUGACAAAAUGCAUCUGGAUACAAUUGCAGAGGGGGUGUCUUUGUACCCUGUUAAUAGCAGAAAGGACUCUGACAGCCUCUCUACAGCCUUGACUAUUAAUGUUUUGCAUAACCCAAACAAUGGGAAGGAGUGCAUCAGUAAGAACAAUGUAUUAGGUCAAGGAAGAAAUAACUGUGACAAACGAAGAGACACAGGACAAAAAACAGCAAGAAGUAAGUCUUUCCCAGAUACUACUCUCAACGUACCAUCACCAAUUUACCCUAGAAGGGAUUCUGGCUUUUAUUCAUUGCCAUCCUUAAAAGUAUUGCAUAAGGAGACCAAAGCAGGGGAUGUCUAUAACAGGAACUCACAUAUUCAUACAAAAUAUACAGAACUUUCUAAAUGUCCUGACUUGACCUCCUCACUAACAGAGCUUUGCAAGUGCCCUGACUUGACUUCUCCACUGAAAAAUUUGAGAAGUCUUAAGUCUUCAUAUCAGUAUGCUUUCACAUCAUUUGAUCAUAAUGUUACCAUUUAUCCAUCUGAGCCUGAAGAAAGUUUAGAUGGCACUUAUUUGCUGAAUGACUAUGCAGACUGUGCAGGGCAAGGUGAAGAAACAGAAGAAACAUUAUUGGAGAGUCUUCAUUCCAGUGGUACUAUAAAUGACAAAAAGGAAAAUGGGUGUGAAGAGCCUCUGAGAAAUCUGGCCAUGUGGAAGGAAGACUCUGAGUCCACUGAAGAAGCUUUAGAUAAAGGGACACCAGAGUACAACUAUAUAGAAAAGCAUGUGGAAUGGCAAAACAAAGCUCAGCUGGUACAGGUCACUCCACAUUCUAGAAGCCCUGCAGGUGAAUUCAUUAAUGACAAGGAGAGUGCUAAUUAUGCAUCUACAGAAAACAUCCCAAAACAACUUUCAGCCUUAGAGCUAAAUGUUCACCCACCCUCUGCAGAGUCUGAGGUAACAAAUAAACGGAGAGGAUCAGUACCAACUGACUCUGCAGUGAUAAAGGGAAAACUAGAUGGAAGAUUGAUCCAAGAUGAUACUACAUUGACAUCCGAAUGUUUUGGCUCUGCAGUAAGAAAAGAGUCUAACUUAUUCUGCAGUACACCAGAAAAAUCUUUGCUGUCAUCCUUGUGGUUAGAUCCCAAGGAGCAAGACAUAAAUAAAGAAUCAGAAAACUUUUCUGAGAUACAAGACCUAUGUGGGUAUAUCCUUGUUGAAUCUGAUUGCCAUGAUUCAGCAGACGCUUCUGUAUUAUCUACAUCUUCUGCAUGUACAGAAAAGAAAGAGAAUAUCACAGAACAUUCAAAUGUUAAGGAAAGGUCAGAGAACUUUUGCAGUAAACAGUCAACUGAUGAUACCUUAAGGAGAGAGCCUGGAGCACAUCAACAACCUCACUUACCCAAAUCCAACUCUGAAGAAAUUGAGAAAGGUUUUGAAAUUAAAGAAAAUUAUUAUGACAGUGCAGAUAUCACCCUAUCAUCAGUAAAACAGAUUAGUCAGAAAGACUUAAAAUCAGAAAUGAAUAAAACCAGAAAGCUACCUUUGAAGAAGGACACCAGAGCAAGUGACAGUUCCCAGGAGGAUGCAAUAGACCAGUGGGCCAGAAGACGGAAACAGUUCAAAGACAGCAAAAAGUGCAGUUCAACUGGAGGAAGCUCCAUAAACAGCACAAUCACUGAGGGAUCAAUAAAUUCAGAGGAUGCUCGAUCAGUAGAUUUGGGACUAUAUGCUGAAAAUGAAGACAGAGGUUUUUAUACAGAAAACUUUCAUUCUGCUUCCUGGGUUUUCAGAGGAGAUGAUGUCUCUCCAGAUAACAGUCCUAGAUGUCUCAGCAAAAGACCUAGACCAGUAGCAAUUCGAGAAAGAACAGUGAAGAUUGCUAAAGGAACUGGUAAUUAUCCUUGGGGUUUCAGGAUCCAGUUCUCAAAGCCUAUCCUUGUGACUGAAGUUGACACAAAUAGUGCAGCUGAAGAAGCUGGGCUUCAGGUUGGGGAUAUUCUAAUAGCAGUCAAUGGAACUGAUGUCACCAGCAUGCCACAUUCAGAAGCUGCCAAUCUGGCAAGGAAAGGUCCUGAUAUCCUGACUAUGAUUGUGGGAUCAGACAUCAGCCGUUACCCCAACACCCCCAGACCUACCUGCCGAGGAUAUCUGCAUAAACGAACACAGUCAGCAAUUCUGAAGGGCUGGAGAAAGAGGUGGUUUGUGCUGAAACACAAUGGCUACCUGCACUAUUACAAACACAAGAAGGAUGAAGGGAAGUGCAGACCCCUGGAAGUAACGAAGCUGGAAGGAGCAGAAAUUGGUGUUGACACCAGUCUGGGGAAACCAUUUGUUUUUAAAUGUAUACCUCAAACUGGAAACAGGAUUUUCUACUUCUGUGCAACUUCCAACCAAGAAAUGAAGAGGUGGCUGGAGGCUAUGGAUAAAGCAGUGCAUCCUGUCCAUCAGAACCAUGUGUGGGUAGAUGUCACACUACAUAACACUACACUCCCACCCUUGGCUAUCAAAAAUCCCGAGUGCCUGGGUCUUCUCCACCAGCUGGACAGGAGCAAAGAUGUCUGGAUUCAGCACUACUGCAUUCUGAAGGAUGGCUGUUUGUACUUUUAUGCCACUCUCCGGUCUACACCUGCCCAAGGUGGCCUUUACCUACAAGGGUAUAUUGUGAGUGAACAGUCUCUGGGCUCCAAGAGAUCUGUAAUUGAACUCAAACCUCCAUCUGAAGAAUUUAAAACCUUUUACUUAUGUGCAGAGAAUGUAAAUGAAAACAAAAGGUGGAUUACAGCCUUGAAAGCUUCAAUUAAUAAAUGGUUACCCCUACACCAGGCAAUCCAAGAUUUCAUGAACAGACCACUGGAGGAGACAAGGAUGUGAGAAGGUGGCUCAGUUUUUCCCCAGUUAUGUUUUGCAUUUUAAAUUUCAUGCUAUGUCUUCUGAUUCAUCUCAAAAGAUGCUGUAGCAGCAGCUAAUCAUUAGCAUUGGUAUACAUUCAUAACUUUUGUAAGCAUUAGUAAAUAAACGCAAAGCAAGGUUGC
Molecule: messenger RNA, 3689 nt
Organism: Pipra filicauda (Wire-tailed manakin)
Lineage: Eukaryota; Metazoa; Chordata; Aves; Passeriformes; Pipridae
Exons: 12
Coding region: 1-3528 (1175 amino acids)
Molecular function (GO): protein binding
Source: RefSeq, a predicted model, not a curated record